GGCCACACACCGGUCGCUCGCAAUGUCUUCAUAUAUAGUCCACAGGUACGCAUCCAAGAUCCAUUAUCUAGACCAUUGCGAGAAUCAAAGUCUAUAAGCGUGCAUCCUCGUCUUCACACUCUCUCUCUCCCUCUCUCUCCCUCCUAGUCGCACAUCAUACUCACCCUCUCCAACUCCGCCUCGCCCAUUUCCAAAGCAUAGCUGGACUUGCUUUGACCCGUCGCUCAUUAUUAAUAAGUUAAUCAGUCCCCGGCCUCGCCAAUAGCCUUCGCUACAGAUCCUAGUCGCUCAUCGCCGCAAUAAAGGACCACACCACACACAGUGCACUUUCGACCCGACUCCACACUUGGUCCGAGCCCCCAACAUCACCUGCCAGGUACAAAUGUCAACUCAACCCCCCAACUCGCAAUUGAAUAGAUCAAACGUCACAAUGGCGGUCUCUCAACCCAAACAAAAGCCAGCUCCAAAGGCAAAUUCCAAUCCAGCAACCAAAACCAAGAUGCAGAUGCACCGAAGAUCAAGAACAGGUACGUUCUAUUGUUCCUCACGGAUAACUGUCGCUUCUCGGUAGUUCUCGACUAACUCAUGUGAAAGGCUGCUACACAUGCAGACUUCGACGGAAGAAGUGUGAUGAGGGUUCUCCAUGCUGCACCGCAUGCAAACACCUCGGCCUUCGAUGUGAAUACAAGAGACCCAUGUGGUGGAGCAACAAUGAUCAACGUCGGUGUCAGAAAGAUAACAUUAAGAUGAUCAUCAAGCGAAAGAAGUUGUUGGAGAAGACAAACACUACCACCCACCAAGUGAUGGCACCGGGGCCAGAUUCUCCACCAGGACUAUCACAUUCGUUACCUACCUCAGCAACCUUUACCGAUCCUUUGGAUCGUACUCGAUCAGCUUCAAUCGACUCUUCUCUCUUCGACUUCAGUCAACAACCACACAUUGAAGACUACACAGCAUACAAUGCACAGAUGCACUCAUCACACUCACAAUAUGCUGCCAUGUAUCCAGGAUUCUCUCCAUAUGAGAUUGAUGUCAAGACGGAAAGACAAAUGUUCGUCAAUGAUAUCCCAACGCGACGCGAAUCCACCGUUUCCACCUUUAGUACAUUCCACCCACCACCACCAGAGCAAAUGCUUCCAUCAUACCCAGCAGAGAACCCAUGGGAUGGACUUUACGGUGACCGAAGAGAAUCGCUAGCAGAGGAGGCCUUGAACAUGAACAUGUUUGACUUUGCCCAUGGACCACCAUCAACAGUCCGCCGAGUAGCAAUUGAACUAGACGAGAGCGACCAGAGACUUCUAGAUCACUUCAUCUCAGACGUUCUCCCAACCAUCUUCCCAAUCCUCGAGACAAACCAGCACGGUUCUGCACGGUCAGACUACAUUCUCCCAGCGCUGCAAAGCAAUAAGGCAUACCUUCACUGCUGUCUCAGUAUCUCGGCUCAGCACUACAAAUCCAUGAUGAACAUCCAAGGCGACCAAAUCGACGACGACAUCGUACGCCACAGAUAUGCCACCAUUUCCGAGCUCUGUGCCGCUCUCAAUCGAGACACUGACCACCAAGGUAUCCUAGAAGCAACGCUUGGAAUGAUUUUCUUCCAAUGCUCCGUCGGGCGCCCAGAAGACAACCUCCCAGAUGUCCCAUGGCAUCAACACUUCCAAGCGGUGGCUGAGUUGGUCGCUAAACUCGACCUCGAUAGACAGGUCCUCGAGUCGCAUGAUACGAAACCUUUUAAUAUGACUCUCACCUCCAUGAUCGACAUCCUCGGGUCCGCACUACAAGGGAAAUCACCAAAGUUCGCACACACCUACCGCGAAAAAUACCAGAGUUCGCACGACUCCUCGCUUGGUCUACGCGAGCUCAUGGGGUGCGAGGAUAGAGUCAUGUACCUCAUUUCCGAGAUUGCAUGUCUAGAGAACCUCAAGAGGGACGGCAUGGACGACGACCAACUUUUCCUCCACAUCGAGGGUCUAGGUCACGGCAUCGGACUCACAGAAAUGGAAGAUUGCGCGCCACGCUACCCAUGGAACUCGAAUGGUGUCCUCUCCCCCAAGCAACUCAGCAAAAACAUGACGGCCGCCUUCCGCCUCGCAGCACGCAUCUACCUCUGCAGUCUCGUGCCCGGCUUCCACCCCUCGCAGCCGCAGGUCGUCGCGCUCGUGGAGAAGCUGACGCAGGCGUUGGAGUUUGUGCCCAGCGGCAUGAACGGCUUCGAUCGCUCGCUGAGCUGGGUGUACCUCCUCGGGGGCUCGGUGUCGACCGGCGCGUCGCCGUUCCGGGGGUUCUUUGAGGAGCGCGUCGCGCAGCUGGGGGAGCUGGCGGAUCUGGGCAGUUUUGGACGCGUGAAGAGCUUGUUGAGGGAGUGUUGGGGUCGGAAUGAUGCGAGGUAUGUGGAGGGGGAGGGGGCGUCGUAUGUCUCCUGGCGAGAUGUUAUGGCGGAUAAGGGGUGGGAUUUCUUGUUGAUCUAGAUUUUCUUGCUUCUGCUUUCCUUGCUCUGGAAGAGGAUUUGGUGGUGGAAGACGACACUCUUUGGCGCGAGCCUGUUGGGACGUGGGAUUCGGUGAUUUGAUGGAACCCCUUUUUUCUUUCUUUUUUGAUAUAUGGUGUUUUUUGGGUGCAUGGGAUAAAAGGAUGGAUGGGAUGGAUGGGAUGGGAUUGGAUGGCAAAGGAUAUGAUAUGAUACCCACGACUGAGACAGCAGCGGACACACAGAGACAGACAGACAGAAAGAUACUCUCCCUUUCUUUUUUUCGUAUACCACGAACGAGGGUGGAUAUUGUAAUAUUUUUUUGGAGCAUCAUGGAUGGGGGUUGGGGGCAUAUACUGAACCGGCGUUUUCUUUUCAUGGGAUAUGAAUGAGAGGGACGAACGAGAGGGAUGGAAUGAAAUUACUUGGGAGGAGAUGUUCUUGAUGAAUGAAAUGAGAAGAAGAAUGGAAGUGGAUGGAAUGGGAUGGGAUGCAGAAAAUCUUACUAUAUAUACCAUUUGGAGUUGAGCGUUAUGCUCCUCCUUUUUUUCUGGGGGUUUUCUUUGCGCAAUAUUUAUAUACACCUUCUCGAGAGUCUCAUUUUUUCUAAUGGCUUGAUGUCCUGUUUUGGGUUUGCUGGUUUCUCUCUAGAUAUAUGGGGCUGCGAAGCCGAGUCUCAUACUGGAUACGAGAUGGAUGGGGUGUUUAGGGAUUUAAGAAUACCAGUUUAGGAAUCAAAUAAUUCAGAUAAUCCGUUU
Messenger RNA from Hymenoscyphus albidus, 3225 nucleotides. NCBI's taxonomy places the organism in Eukaryota, Fungi, Ascomycota, Leotiomycetes, Helotiales, Helotiaceae. The record is from the annotation of a GenBank genome assembly.